This is a messenger RNA of Caenorhabditis bovis, 1419 nucleotides long. Lineage: Eukaryota; Metazoa; Nematoda; Chromadorea; Rhabditida; Rhabditidae. The record is from the annotation of a GenBank genome assembly.
AUGACUGUUGGAAAGAAAAGAAAGUCGUCGCAAAGUUCGCAAAAAGCGAAAAGAAGAAGCGUUGUGCUUGAGUUGUGCCAUAUUAGUAAUGAAUAUCAAACAAAAACGUUUACGGAAGCAUUUCGACACCAAUAUAUUCAUUCUGAACCAUUUCCCCAUUGGCAGCUUCGAAAUUUCAUUGAUAAUUCAAGCAAUUUUGUUGAAAAAAUUGAGACGGAACUCCAGAAUUUCGGGGAGUGGAAAAGAAAAGAAAACGAUCUUUACUCCCUCUAUCAAACAGAUGAUCUGAAAUCGAUUUGCCCUGUCAAAUACCCAAAUCUAUACACGUUUCGUCAAUUUUUGUAUACUGAAGUGCGUGAAUGGCUUCAGAAAACGAGUGGAGUGGAACUAACCGAGCAGGUGGAUUGUAAUGGGAGCUGCUAUGCUCAAACUGAUGGAUUAUUGCCGCAUAAUGAUUUGAUCGAUACUCGUCGUUUUGCGUUUGUUUAUUAUCUAACGACACCAAAUUGGAAUGCCGGCCAAUUUGGAGGAGCCUUACAAUUAUUUAAUUCUGAUAAAAAUGCAAACCCCACUACAGUUGCCAAAGAGCUUCUUCCUCUUCGCAAUUCCUUCAUGAUUUUUGAAGUCUCCGAAAAAUCUUGGCAUCGUGUUGCUGAAAUGCUCGGCGAAGAACCGCGUUUGUCAAUUAAUGGCUGGUUUCAUUCCAAAAGAAUCAUUGAGCCGAAAAAACCGCGCCCGGAAACUGUACCAAAAUUCAAACCAUCGACUAAGUUUGCCAUCUCAAACUUGAUAAAUCCACAAUACAUGCAAAAAGAAAAGCAGGAUCAAAUUCAGGCGACGUUUGCAGACAGCUCAGAAUUGAAUUUAGUCGAGUUCUUGAAGAACGACUUCAAUUCCGAACUCUACUCGGAAUUGAGUAACAACUCGAAGUUUUUCAAAAUUAUUGGCCCGCCCAGCAAAAGACAUAUUGCAAGACUGAACUCAUCUAAUAACACUAACCUUAAAACGUGUUCAAAUUUCAUCGAAGCACUGAAAUCGAAAAAUUUCGCAUCCCUCGCUGAGAAAAUUACUGGAGUCACGCUAAAAGGCUUGGAAUGCAGCUUGAAAAUAAGCCGAAUUGAAAAUGGAAGCUACUGGGUUAUUGGAGAUGAAGAUGCUGAGCAGAGCGCCAGUGAGGGAUAUUCGCUAGACAUUAACAUUUUUGUUCAAAAAUCGAACUGGCCUGAAGAAGCUGGUGGUAACUUGGUUUAUAUUGCUGAAGACGAGGAAGAGGAGUUGCUUCACAUCUCACCGCAGCCGAACUGUGCUUCGGUUAUUUUCCGUGAGCCGGGAGUUUUGUACUUUUUGAAAUAUGCGAAUCAUUACGCAAAAGAUCCGUUUUUCCUAUUCACCCUAUCGUUCCAUAAUGUCGAAUGUUGA